This is a messenger RNA of Hippocampus comes (tiger tail seahorse), 1639 nucleotides long. RefSeq names its product interleukin 17c (gene il17c). Lineage: Eukaryota; Metazoa; Chordata; Actinopteri; Syngnathiformes; Syngnathidae. Gene Ontology annotation, molecular function: cytokine activity. Gene Ontology annotation, biological process: inflammatory response. The transcript is spliced from 3 exons. Gene Ontology annotation, cellular component: extracellular region. The record is from RefSeq and is a predicted model, not a curated record. Bases 577 to 1152 code for a protein of 191 amino acids.
GCAGACAUUUUUGCGACUCAAACAUGGAGCAGGCAUAAGAAAUAUGCUAGCAUCCAUUUUGCCAAGGUUUUGAAGAGAUGUUUGAUUUGAUUGACAGGUCAGCACAGUCAGUGGACAAGCAAUUUUACAAGUUGGGACUUCUGUCUGAAAUUUGCUUGCAUUUAUACUGGAGCCAAAACCCUUUCCUUACCUUUACCUAAAAUGUUCCUAUCAUUCAUUGAUUGUAUUCAUCACUGCGAGGGACAUAUUAAAAGGGAAAAAAAGCGGUCAAAUUAUCAUCGACGCGUUCUAAAAGCGACGCGCUCCUCCUUGCCACAUCCUCACACAUGCGCUAGUUAAACAGUACUUUGUUGAGUAAUAAAGCGCACGCUUCGUGACGUAAAAUUGCGUCAUCUUGGACAUUGUCUUCUGUAUUUGUUUAACAAUUAAAAGAGGUAGCCAUGAGCUAAAAAUAGACAAUCACCUGAUUUCACCUGCAAAUAUACACAACCGCGGGCUCGGCGCGGGGGUGUGUGCGUGGAAGUUGGAAGUUACCCAAACUCCUCUUCGAGCAGAGUUCCAGCUCUCAAUUUCCUCAUGCCAACGACACUUCCCAGACUAAUAAAGACUCGAGCAUGUCUGCCGGCAUCACACAGCAGACGAGGCGAACCACGAGAGAUGGGCGCACUGACUCAGUUGGUGGCCGUGGUGGUCCUUGUGGCGGGGCCCGCGUGGACGUCUAACCUCCACCGCUGCUACGAGGAGCAGGAGCUGAGCAAGGUGGCCCACAGGAAGCUGGCGAGUCACUACCCGCAGCCUCCGGAGCCUCGGGGGGCGGUGGCCCACGACUCCCCCUUUGCGUGCCCCCUGGACCUCUACAUGCCUUGGGACCUGAAGGAGAGGUCCUUGUCUCCCUGGAGAUAUGUAUCGAAACCAAUGAAGGACCACUACCCGUCCACCUACGUUGAAGCUCAGUGUCUGUGCUCCGGGUGCAUCAUGAUCAAGAACCAAGGGACCCCUGAGCUGAGCCACGACUACAACUCGGUUCCCCUCACCCAGACCAGGGUGUUUCUCAAGCGGGAGCGCUGCACUGACGAGCAAAAGUAUUACUUAAAGCCGGUCUCGGUGGUUGUGACGGUGGGUUGCACCUGUGCUAGACCCCACCUCGUGUAAUCACCACUUGGCACACACUUCUUGCAAGGUCGACUUUGAUCUCUGCCUGGAUUGUGGACGUCAGGAUAAAUUGAAUGGCGGCAUAUGCCAGAACAAUGAGAGUUGAUCUUUUGCUUUUUUUAUUUGAUUUUUUUGCCACAAUUCAGUCAGACUUAAGAGGCUCAAAGCUGAACGAGUCUUUAUUUAUUCGACGCUAUUUAUUUAUUUAUUUAUCAUGUUUACAGAGCUGCAUUUUGUGUCUUAAGUACACCAGAUAUUACGAAAACACUGUUUUUCAUGAAGAUGUUCUAAUAUUGUAACAUACAGUAUACUGGACUCAUUUGAUCUUUUCCGCAAGGUUUAGAUGAUUUGGGAGUGAAUGAAGAAGAUCUGACUUUUGAAGCCGGUGAAUUUAUGUAUCGAUGCUGAUAUGGUGUUCAUAUUGUCCCAGUGGGACUUGAUCCAGUCGACAGGAAUUGUAUGGUUAGCUUCAACCAAAAUAAACGUU